ACCUACCUUCCUGUCGGUGACUAUGCCUUUCUUUUGUGGAACGUUUUCGCUGCUUUUCUACUGGACUUGACUUGGAAAUCGUACUUCAGUCAUCCUCCAUCUAGUUACGUAUUACUUGAGCAGGACGAGGAUGAGGAGCUUCCACCCAAGGAAACGUUUGAUUUAAUUUUCCGUCUGCUGCAGUAUUGUAAACGAGAAUGGAUCUGGCAUGUCUCGGGCUUUUCAUGGCUUUUCAUCUAUUCUAUUACUCGCAUCUUCUCACCGUACUAUACGGGCCAGGUUAUUGCCACAGUGGUUGCAACGAAAUCUUAUCCAGCUCUAGCAACUUCCAUCUACAUUAUGAUCAUCAUCUCUCUUGUGAGACUCGCCGCCGACUGUCAGACUAUGUCCGAUACGGUUGCUAUGAAUGUGAACGUUUUCCUGAGGGCAUCUAUCCCAAUCGCAUUCAGAAAUGCUGUAAUGUUGAUGGGAUCAAUGAUUUUUAUGAUGACGUUGUCGUGGCGACUUUCGCUCAUCACCUUCAUUCUCGUGCCCAUUAUAUUCGUUGCUUCGAAGAUUUUCGGAUCAUACUAUGAUAUACUUUCCGAACGAACUCAGAAUGCCGUCGCAGACUCGAACGACGUUGCUGAAGAACUACCAUCUAGUUCUAUCGACGAUGCGAACGGUACGAUCAUUGCGUGUGAAGAGGUCGAGGGCGAUCGGUUCUACAUGAAGCUGACGAAGACCCUUAACGUGACCAAAACAAAGGCGAUCGCCUACGUUGGAUUCUUAUGGGUAUCUGAGCUUUUCCAAACAUUCAUCAUUGUUGCAGUCAUGUGGUAUGGUGGUCAUUUGGUACUCAGUGGGAAAAUGAAGUCAGAUCUGCUCGUUUCAUUCCUACUCUAUCAAAUGCAACUCUGUGAAAAUCUGCGACAGAUGGGAGAAGUGUGGACUGGUUUGAUGCAAUCGGUUGGAGCAAGCAGAAAGGUAUUCGAGUAUAUCGACCGUGUUCCAACAAUUCUUCAUUACGGGACAGCUCAGCCGUCGGUGUUGAAUGGACGUAUUGAGUUCCGUAACGUCCACUUCAGCUAUCCAACUAGGAGCAACAUUCCGAUUCUUCGUGAUCUUUCGUUCACGGUCGAGCCGGGAGAGACGGUCGCACUUGUUGGUCCUUCCGGAUCUGGAAAGUCAUCAUGUAUUGCCUUGCUAGAGAAUUUCUACCAGCCAAAUGCUGGCCAGGUGCUUGUCGACGGUGUACCCUUGGAGGAUUAUGAGCAUCAUUACAUCCACAGAAAGAUUGCCCUUGUUGGCCAAGAACCUGUGCUGUUUGCUCGUUCUGUUACUGAAAAUAUCCGGUAUGGUGUUGAUGUCAUGGAAGCGGAGGCGAUUUACAAGAAUCUUGACGGCAAAAGUGUGAUCCUGAUCGCACAUCGAUUGUCCACGGUCGAAAAAGCAGACAAGAUUAUUGUAAUCAAUAAGGGUAAAGUGGAGCAAAUAGGAACGCAUGAACAACUACUCAAGCAACCGGGUACAUACGCAACACUCGUUGCGAGGCAAAUGAUGGGCGAGCAACGACGACCACAGCGAGCCCAACUUAUGGCUCCGACACAGUCCAGGGCGGUCAGCGUUAGCGGUAGUCAUCACGUUGCACCAUCUCUGCUAUCCACGAGUUUCACGCACUCAGCGAGUAGUGUGACGUCGCGCUAG
This is a messenger RNA of Ostertagia ostertagi, 1686 nucleotides long. NCBI's taxonomy places the organism in Eukaryota, Metazoa, Nematoda, Chromadorea, Rhabditida, Trichostrongylidae. The record is from the annotation of a GenBank genome assembly.